Messenger RNA from Cynara cardunculus var. scolymus (artichoke), 573 nucleotides. RefSeq lists its product as uncharacterized. NCBI's taxonomy places the organism in Eukaryota, Viridiplantae, Streptophyta, Magnoliopsida, Asterales, Asteraceae. The record is from RefSeq and is a predicted model, not a curated record. The transcript has 3 exons. Bases 1 to 573 code for a protein of 190 amino acids.
AUGCCAGUAAAUCCACUUGAAAAUGACGGUGAAGUGGAUGAGGGAACCGGAGACCAUGGAGUCGAAGACGGAGAUAAUAUAAAUGUUGUUGGUAUGACGAGUCAAAAUAGAAAUUAUAGAGUUUGGACGAAUUUUGAAGAAACAAAACUCGUUGAAGCUUUACUUACUAUGAUGAAUACGGGAGCAUUUAAAGCCGAUAAUGGCUUUAAAUCGGGUUAUUUAACAUUUCUUGAACAAUCAUUAAAAGAAUCUUUGCCGGGCUCCGGGAUUUUAGGGAAACCACACAUCGAAUCAAAGUUAAAAAUAAUGAAGAAAGAUUGGACUAUUGUGCAUGACAUGAUAAAUGGUUCAUAUACUAGUGGCUUCGGAUACGAUAGUGYGAAGCAUUGUGUCGUUGCGGAAGACCAAGUUUGGGAGUCGUAUCUUCAGGUCCAUAAAGGGGCGGGAAAAUGGAAGAACAAACCAUAUCCUUUUUAUGAAGACCUUUGUAUUGUAUUCGGAAAAGAUCGUGCCACAGAAAAUAGAGCAAGAGAUUUUGUUGAGGCGGAACAGGAGGCGCGUACAGAAGAUUAA